AUGCAGAAUCAGCAAGUAUCUUUGCACAUUUCUUCCUCGUCGCGAUUUCAUUCGCCCGAUAAAUAUGAAUUGUAUACUCACCGGUCGUCAAUACCGAUUCGUUACGCACUCUCUCCUUACCAACAACCUGACACGAUCACUCCGAAAACACAGUAUAUUACCACCGAGUUUAUUGACGACGUAAUAAAUUCCGUGAUAACGAGCGAUGAGAGGAAGAAAUAUGAGUCAAAACUUUAUCUCCCACUCCACGACCUCAUAUUUCCCAGCAACCGACUCAGGCGAACGACAACGCGAUGCCAAAACAGCUUCAUAAUCUUUAGAAAAGACUAUCAAGCGAGAGUUAUAGCGGAACAUGGUCCAAAGAUAGGAUCAAAACUCCAGGAGAUUUCUCGCAAGGCGAGUCAAAUUUGGGGAAAAUGUUCUCCAGAGGACAGAUACAUGUAUGACCAAAUUGCCUUAUGCACCAAAAAACUGCAUGGCAAGUUGUGGUCAAAUUGUGACGUUCGUAGAGCCACACGAAGGCAAGGUGUCAACUAUGGUAACUACGGUUAUGGCGAAAUAACCGAAGGUUGUUCGGCAACAUUUUUUACACAAGAUUCCAAUGAAAUUCCGAGUUAUCACGACGAUCCCCACCUCUCAAAAUCAAAAUUCGUUGGACAAAAUUCAUCAAGAACCCGAUUGGAAAUUAAUUCCCUAUCGUCCUAUGAUAAGGCAUUAGUUGAAUCGAUUAACAAGAGUGUUCGGAUUUAA
Acaulospora morrowiae is the source of this 750-nucleotide messenger RNA. Lineage: Eukaryota; Fungi; Glomeromycota; Glomeromycetes; Diversisporales; Acaulosporaceae. The record is from the annotation of a GenBank genome assembly.